Daphnia magna is the source of this 1671-nucleotide messenger RNA. RefSeq lists its product as uncharacterized. The transcript has 2 exons. The record is from RefSeq and is a predicted model, not a curated record. Lineage: Eukaryota; Metazoa; Arthropoda; Branchiopoda; Diplostraca; Daphniidae. Bases 828 to 1598 code for a protein of 256 amino acids.
CUUAAAUAGUGCUGGGCCGAUCCCAGACACAGUGUAUCGGGCUUGGAACGGAUAGGCAACGUUUCGAGUGCUGACAUUGUCUAGUUAAGUUAAGAGGCAUUGAGACUCAUCACCUCAAUGGGCACAGGUAUCGGGAUUGGUUUCACAGUGUCGUCGUGAAAGAGGCCCAGGUCAGUGGACCUUCAGUUAGAUAGAUAUCUUAGUCGGGACAUAGGCUGACUAGGAUUAGAAAUAAUUGCGGUAGCUAUUUAAUUUCUUGUGUAAAUUUUUUGCAUUUCCGAGCCUCGUCUACGUUGAACUCAACGAACAGCUGUCGAUCUGGUGAUACUCCCAAGUAUGGAGCCAAUCCCGCGUAUGAAUUGGAUACUGACUCUUCUUUGCUAGUUGCUACCGGCAUGGGAAACACGCUGUAAAUCUGCAAGGCAUGAUUGAAUUCGAAUACCGGCAGAUGAAUAAACAACCGAAUGUAACCGCUUACAAGCGCCGCUUCCACCCUGGCCUCCUGGUACGCUCUCCAGCCAUUUCCUCCUUGUAAUACUGGUGUCAGUCCCCAGCCUUGAGGCAAGGCUUGUGGAACUGAAUCUAGCGCUUGAGCCAGUACAUUCGGAGGACACAGGAGUGGUGAUAGUCUCCCUAUGGCUGCAUCAGCUAGGCCAGUCUGGCACCCGUGUAGGACUUCAGCCGCCCAAUCUAGCGCUCUAUUUGCCCUCUCCACAGACCUCGUUACCUUCUGUACGAAGAGUAGCUCUCGGGCGAGGAGACUCCAGCUAUCAUUGAAGACUUUCUUCAGCUGUGCCUGCUCCCGCCGCAUCUGACCAGUUACCGCCAUGAGAGCACUGAUCUCGGACUCAUGCUCGGCCAGGUGCCCCAUAGUCCCAUUUAACAAGGUCGCUUGUUCCUGGAGGAGGUGCACCAUCUCCAGACCCUUCUUGUCAAAUGACUCAGGCCUAGAGUUCACUGCUUCCAAGUCCUUCGUCGUAGUGGUUCCGAAAGGCGAGUUAAGGAGCUGGCCACCUCCAUCGAUCAAUCCACGCCUCCACCGGGUUCCAUCGCCUCUCAGAGCUCGUUCCAACUCCCAGAAUUACCGCCUCCAGCGUUCCGCUCUUGCCUUGAUUUCAGCCAAGUCAAGCGUGUUGGAUCAGUCUUCUCAUCUGAACGACCAGUUUCAUUUAAUUUGUUCUUGUCCAAACAUUCUAUCCGAACACAGGAGUAAAGUGCUACAGCUUGUGGACCUGUAUGGUGUAGCUGUCAAUGAACACGGUGUUUCUCAGCCAGUCACAGUCAUUCCUACUCACCAACUUCCCACAGUCACUUCUUCUCUUCCACCACAGUCGCUUCGUACUGCUUCCACAUCUUUUGAUUUAUUGGUCGAGUACAUUGAGCCAGUAACACCCAAGAAGACGGUGAUAUCUCAUUUUGAUAAGCAAGCCCAUAUCCCCAUAUUCUGUGAACAACAUCGAGAAGCCUUGAUUCCUUAUAUGGUAAUGGAAUAUACGAAGAUUCGUCAUCACUUUGAAGCGAAAAGACUGAAUAACCUCCUCUUGUCCAAGCAAAAAGCUAAAGUAAAAGCUAAAUUUAAGGAAGGAAAGCUCGCUUAAUGUAUUGCAUUUCAAAAUGUUAUGUAAUCGAUGUGGACACCAUAAUAAAAUCAGUCGGUUGCUUUCAAUUCAA